CCUUCAGGAAAACCUUCUUCUUCUUCACUUCUUGAUCAUUGCAAAAAAUUCUUCACAUCAUCUUAGGUGAAAAAACAUGAGUAGGCCAGGUGAUUGGAACUGCAGGUCAUGCCAGCACCUCAACUUCCAAAGAAGGGACUCAUGCCAGCGUUGCGGGGACCCGAGGUCAGGUGACUUUGGGGGAUUUGGAGGGAGGGGAGGGUCGUCGUUUGGGUUUGGUACGGGGUCUGACGUCCGCCCCGGCGAUUGGUACUGCACUGCUGGGAACUGUGGUGCUCACAACUUUGCCAGCCGCUCUAGCUGCUUCAAGUGCGGUGCAUUCAAAGACGAUGCCGGAGGCUUUGACUCUGACAUCCCUCGCUCAAGGGGGCUUGCAGGCAGCAGCAACCGUUCUGGAUGGAAAUCCGGUGACUGGAUAUGUACCAGGUCGGGAUGUAAUGAACACAAUUUUGCAAGCAGAAUGGAGUGUUUCAGAUGCAGCGCUCCAAGAGAUCUUAGCAGCAGAACUUCAUACUAGAAAAUAUGUAUGCAUGGGUGCGCUGCUUUUUUAUUUUUAUUUUUUGUUGAUCGCAUUUGGUCGGAGGGAGCUAGGGUUUUCAGAGGGUGCAUGAUUCAAGAUAUGGAUUAAACCACUAAAUGAUGAUCGAUCGGUCUCCCUCAGCAGCAUUUUGUUAGGGUUUUCCUCCAUAAAAUUUAUAGGAUUAAUUAAUAUUGUAGUAGUUUGUGAUGUUUUGGAAUGAACUAUCGUACUUCUGAGUUUUCCAUUAUUAAUAUGCUUCUCUGCUUUAGAGAGUUUCGUUUUGUUUAUUGUAUGGUGCUUUGGCUUUUCUUA
Messenger RNA from Rubroshorea leprosula, 832 nucleotides. The record is from the annotation of a GenBank genome assembly. Lineage: Eukaryota; Viridiplantae; Streptophyta; Magnoliopsida; Malvales; Dipterocarpaceae.